Doryrhamphus excisus (bluestripe pipefish) is the source of this 4685-nucleotide messenger RNA. It is a transcript of the gene npc1, whose product is annotated as Niemann-Pick disease, type C1. The record is from RefSeq and is a predicted model, not a curated record. Gene Ontology annotation, biological process: intestinal cholesterol absorption; cholesterol homeostasis; sterol transport. Lineage: Eukaryota; Metazoa; Chordata; Actinopteri; Syngnathiformes; Syngnathidae. Gene Ontology annotation, molecular function: lipid carrier activity; cholesterol binding. Gene Ontology annotation, cellular component: plasma membrane.
AGAAGCCCACACCAAAAUAUGCAAAAGUUUAGCAGAACUGUCAUUUCCUUUGGCUCCUUUCACUGAGAGUUAUGGGCUACUUACCGGACAGAGGCGGCUCGCUGUGUUUAAUUCUGCUAGUUAUAUUACUGUCGGAGGGACAUUUUCGAUGGGUAGAGGCCCAACACUGUGUGUGGUAUGACGAGUGCGGUGAAUCAGAAAAGGUUCCCGGAAAGAAAUACAAUUGUAACUACACCGGCCCCCCCAAGGCUUUAUCCCCCGAUGGCUAUGACCUCCUCACCGAGCUUUGUCCCGGGUAUGACUAUGGAAGUCGCAACCUGUGCUGCAAUGUGGUGCAGUUGCGCACUCUCAAAGGAAGUCUCCAGCUGCCCCAGCAGUUCCUGUCCCGGUGUCCCGCCUGCUUCUUCAAUUUGAUGAACCUCUUCUGCGAGCUGACAUGCAGCCCACACCAGAGCGAGUUUAUGAACGCCACCAAGUUCAACGGGUCCAGUGUGGUGGAAGUGCAGUACUACAUCGGACAAACAUUCUCCAGCGCCAUGUACAACGCUUGCAGCGACGUCCAAGCACCGUCUAGCAACGUGAAGGCCUUAUCAUUGCUGUGUGGCAAAGAUGCAAAGGACUGUAAUGCCACAAAUUGGAUCCAGUACAUGUUUGACAUAAACAACGGGCAGGCUCCUUUUCCUAUCCUACCAAUAUUCUCCGAUGUCCCUGUGGCUGGCUACACGCCCAUGAACAACAAGACAUACAGCUGCUCCGAGGAGCUCGAGGACGGUUCGGGGCCUUGCUCCUGUCAGGAUUGCACAAAGACCUGUGGACCCAAACCCAUCCCUCCGCCUGUUCCUCCUCCCUGGACCAUCAACGGUAUGGACGCCAUGACUGUCAUCAUGUGGAUCUCUUACACGGCCUUCCUGUUCGUGUUUAUCGGCACUGUGGUUGCUGCAUGGUGUUACAGAAAAACGACCGUCUUGUCGGAGUAUGGGCCCAUACUGGACAGCAAUAACCCCUUGUCUCUUAACAGUGAUAAUCCUGACGCAGUCAACGCAUCAUGUUGUGAGACACUGGGCGAGCGCUUUGAGAACAUGCUCAGAGUGGCCUUCAGCUCUUGGGGCUCCUUCUGCGUACGGAACCCAGGUCUGGUCAUCCUGGGCAGCAUGGUUCUGGUGGCGGCCUCCUCCGGGGGUCUGGUCUACAUGCGCAUCACUACCGACCCUGUAGAGCUGUGGUCUUCCCCUGGCAGCCAAGCACGGCAGGAAAAGGACUACUUCGACAGCCACUUUGGACCAUUCUUCAGAACCACGCAGCUUAUCAUCACCACUCCGCUCAACAGCACAUUUAUCUACUCGCCGUACUUCGGAGGCUCGGCUGUACCCUUUGGGGCUAUCUUGGACAAGGACAUCCUGCAUCAGGUACUGGACCUGCAGCUUGACAUUGAAGCACUGGUUGGAACGUACGAGGGCCAAAACGUCACACUGAAGGACAUAUGCUUGGCCCCGCUGGCCCCUUACAACAACAACUGCACCAUCCUGAGCAUCCUUAACUACUUCCAGAACAGCCACGCUGUGCUGGACCACCACCUGGGGGACGAAUUCUUUGUCUAUGCUGACUUUCACAGCCACUUCCUCUACUGUGUCAGUGCACCCGCAUCCCUCAAUGACACCACUCUACUGCACGAUCCUUGCCUCGGGACUUUUGGCGGUCCAGUCUUUCCUUGGCUAGCCCUUGGAGGCUACGACUCCACCAACUACAACAAUGCAACCGCCCUUGUCAUCACCUUCCCCAUCAAUAACUACCUAAAUGACACCGCCAGGCGAGGAAAAGCCCUAGCAUGGGAAAAAGAAUUCAUCCGCUUCAUGAAGGACUUCAAAAACCCCAACCUGACCAUCGCCUUCACAACCGAAAGGAGCGUCGAGGACGAAAUAAACCGGGAGAGCAACAGCGACAUCAGCACUGUGGUGCUGAGCUACGGCAUCAUGUUCAUUUACAUCUCUUUGGCGCUGGGUCACAUCCACAGCUGCAAGAGAUUACUGGUGGACUCCAAGAUUUCGCUGGGCAUUGCAGGCAUCCUGAUUGUGCUGAGCUCAGUAGCCGCCUCAUUGGGCAUCUUCAGUUAUGUCGGCAUCCCCCUCACCCUCAUCGUCAUCGAGGUCAUUCCGUUUCUAGUGUUGGCUGUGGGCGUGGACAACAUAUUCAUCAUAGUGCAGGCCUACCAGAGAGAUGAGCGGAUGCCCCAGGAAGAACUUCAUCAGCAGAUUGGUCGUAUUCUCGGUGAUGUCGCACCCAGCAUGUUCCUUUCGUCCUUCUCGGAGACGGUGGCCUUCUUCCUGGGAGCUCUGUCCAAUAUGCCCGCAGUCAGGACCUUCUCCCUGUUUGCUGGCCUAGCUGUUUUUAUAGAUUUCCUGUUGCAGAUCAGUUGCUUUGUCAGCCUUCUGGGAUUGGACCUGAGGAGGCAAGAGGCGAAUCGUCUGGAUAUCAUCUGCUGUGUGAAGCUGCCAGAAGGUCAGGAACAGAAGGUGGACAGUAUACUCUUUCGGUUUUUCAAGAAGUGCUACGCCCCGUUCAUCCUUAAGGAGUGGGUGCGGCCCAUCAUUGUGGCUGUCUUUGUGGGAGUGCUCUCUUUCAGCAUCGCUGUGGUGAAUAAAGUAGAGAUCGGACUGGAUCAGAAACUGUCCAUGCCUGAUGACUCUUAUGUAUUGCAGUAUUUCAAGAACAUGAGCCAGUACCUCCACACAGGCGCUCCGGUCUACUUUGUAGUAGAGGACGGCUUGAACUACAGCAGCCUGGAGGGCCAGAAUGCCGUGUGCGGAGGCGUUGGCUGCAACAAUAACUCGCUGGUGCAGCAGGUGUACUCGGCCUCGCUCAUCAGCAACUACUCCACUAUCGCCUUCACGCCAUCUUCUUGGCUAGAUGACUACUUCGACUGGGUGAAGCCUCAGUCCACCUGCUGUCGCUACUAUAACAGCACGGGGGCCUUCUGCAAUGCUUCUGUGGUGGACGCAUCCUGUGUGCACUGUCGACCCAUGACCCAAAGUGGGAAGCAGAGGCCAGUGGGCGACGACUUCAUGCACUUUCUUCCCAUGUUCUUGUCGGAUAAUCCCAACAUCAAGUGUGGAAAAGGUGGACAUGCUGUCUAUGCCACAGCGGUGGACAUUUACCCCAACAACAGCGAGAUUAGAGCCAGCUACUUCAUGACUUUUCACACCACCCUGAAGGAGUCCUCGGACUACAUUGAAGCUUUGAAAAUGGCCCGAAUCUUGGCAAACAACAUUAGUCAGUCCAUGGACCACAAGGUUUUUGCUUAUAGCGUCUUCUACGUGUUUUACGAGCAGUACCUGACCAUCGCCUACGACACUGCCUUCAACCUGAGCGUCUCCCUGUCAGCCAUCUUUUUGGUGACCACCGUGCUCCUUGGCUUUGAGCUGUGGUCGGCCGUGCUGGUGUGCGUCACCAUCGCUAUGAUCCUGGUCAACAUGUUUGGCGUCAUGUGGCUGUGGGACAUCAGCCUCAACGCAGUCUCCCUGGUCAACCUGGUCAUGGCUUGCGGUAUUUCAGUGGAGUUCUGCAGUCAUCUGGUUCGGGCUUUUUCCAUCAGCAUGAAGAAGAGCAGAGUGGAGCGGGCCGAGGAGGCACUGGCUCACAUGGGCAGCUCGGUUUUCAGCGGGAUCACGCUAACCAAGUUUGGCGGCAUCCUCAUCCUGGCGCUGUCCAAGUCGCAGAUCUUCCAGGUGUUCUACUUUAGGAUGUACUUGGCCAUUGUGCUUCUGGGGGCCACGCACGGCCUCAUCUUCCUCCCCGUGCUCCUUAGUUACAUUGGUCCCUCGGCAAACAAGGCAAAGGUGUUUGCUGCCAACAGACGCUUCGUGGGUACCGAAAGGGAACGGCUCCUCAACUACUAACUGGCUGAGCGGGACCAUUUUUGUCUGAGAAGAUGAUGACACGUGUGAGUGUUAUUUUUUGUUUUUCUUGCCGCCAUUACUGACACACUCGUCAUCAGCACCACCCGCCACUAUCGUGCACGGAUUGGACUCAGGAAUAUUUCACAGGCGGGAGUCAUGACAUUGCACCUCAUCACACUACAAGGACUAGCUUGGCUUGGCUAUGGUGUGACAUCAUUGAAAAGCAGACGGUUUACUUUCAGGGGAUGAUGAUUUGGGAAACUUUAAAGGGUAACUGGUCAGUUUUUAAAUGUGUAUAUAUAUAAUAGGUUAUGAGAGGUACUUUUUCUGCUAAGUCAGAGCGAAAGCUAUCAUGAUUGUUUGUGUGCAAAUACAGAUUUUGACUGGAUGUGUCCUAACCACUCCUGAUGUCAGCAAGGCGAGGUUUUUGCAGUUACUGAACCAUAUAUUUGUAACACACAAAACAAGCAAGUGUGUGUAUAGCUCAGACGGAACUAGUUUAAUUGACACAUCCUUGACAAUAAUGAUUGCUAAGUUAUUAUUUUACAUGAUUUACUGUGGUGACAAAAACUCUUGUUGGCCAUUGAAGCUCCUUCUCUGGAAACAGGUCUUGGUGCACAAUGGAGGCGUGUUCUUAAAGGAACAGUACUGCAAAGUAUAAUUUUUAAGUGAUAUUGUUAUAAUAGUUUGUUUUGACUGGAAAAUUACAUUUGAAGCUUCUUGACACAAACAUUCCUUUUUGAGUAGUGAUUUUAAGACAAUUUUAACACAUUAAAAAUUUUUCAAAAACAA